Yarrowia lipolytica CLIB122 is the source of this 1248-nucleotide messenger RNA. RefSeq lists its product as uncharacterized. NCBI's taxonomy places the organism in Eukaryota, Fungi, Ascomycota, Dipodascomycetes, Dipodascales. The record is from RefSeq and is a predicted model, not a curated record. Gene Ontology annotation, biological process: proteolysis. Gene Ontology annotation, molecular function: serine-type endopeptidase activity.
AUGAAGCUCUCUCUUCUUCUUCUCUCUACGCUGGCUGUGGCCCUCCCCAUUGCCCAGCAGCCCGCCUCCGAGUACAACCAGUUGCUUGAUCUGAUCAACAACCAGGACCUUGAGAAGCGAGACAUCUCUGGACAGCCCACCAUUGUCAUGUUCACUGACAACUCCACCAUCUCUGACAAGCUCGCUCAUGUCAAGGCCAUUAUUGGUAAUGAUCACAUUGAGAAGCUUUACGAUGUCUCAUCUACUGAGAAGGGCGCUGGUGUUGCUGGCUACGUCGGAACCUUUUCCAACGAGACCCUGGCUCUCAUUGCCGAUGCCGGUUGCAUCUCCAUUUUCCAGGAAGAUAUUAUCGUUAAGGGUCUUGGCCUCGAGGAGGACCUUGAGGAGCGAGAUAGCUCUAUCUACACCACCGAAUCCGGCCAGCCCUGGCACCUUGGUCGAAUCUCUCACCUGCAGAACCCUCGAAACACCCCCCAGGCUUCCGAAUACGUCUACCGAACCGGAACUCGGGAUACUAACAUCUACGUGGUUGACUCUGGUGUGCGAACUUCUCAUGUUGCCUUUGGUGGCCGAGCUCACUGGGGUGCCAACUUCAACAACGACGUUGACGAGGAUGAACAUGGACACGGUACUGCUGUUGCCUCCAUUGCUGCUUCCAUCUCCAAGAACGCCCAAAUCUAUGCUGUCAAGGUCCUUGGACCCCAGAACACCGGUUCUCUGUCUGGCAUUCUCGCUGGCAUGGAGUGGGCUAUCAACCACGCUGCUGGUCAGAAGGGUCAAUCUGUUAUCAACAUGUCUAUUGGAUCUGAUAGCACUGAGGUCUACAAGACUCUGAUCCAGAAGGCCCUUGAGAAGAACAUUGCCCUCUUCUUCGCUGCCGGCAACAACAACGAGGACGCUUGUACAGUCUCUCCUGCUCGAUUCGCAAAGGACUUCACUGGUGUCUUCACUGUCGGAGCCUCCAACCUUGCCGAUAACAUGGAGGACUGGUCUGGAUACGGUAACUGCGUGUCCAUGGUUGCCCCCGGUGUUGCCAUUUCCUCUGCCUCUCGACGAGGAGAUGACGUUUGGACCUCUUGGAAGGGAACUUCCAUGGCUUCUCCCAUUGUGGCCGGUAUUGCUUCUUACUGGAUGUCUAUCAUCAACUUUGACCUUCCCUCUCUCGAGUGGGUCCUCACCCAGAGCAAGGGCCUGGUCAACACCCACAACAACACCCCCAACAUUCUGGCCUGGAACUUCCAUCCCUAA